CUUAAGACACCUGACUUGGUCUCUUCCUUCACUCGAAUUUCCACAUAGUAGAGGUGAUUAUUUCUUUGUCUUUGAAUAAUACUUUGCUGUGUCUUGAACAACAUUUGUUAUGAACUCCUCAAUCUCCUAAUGUCGAACAUAGCUCAUGUUGUCCAGGGAUCUGAAGGAGUGAUCAUUUUGCUGUUUUACAUUCGUUUUCUGUUGUUUUGAGAUUGCUGCAAUCAGAAAACUGAGAAAUACUAUUUCAAACUAGUCAUGGCUGGAGUUAACCAUUUCGAUGAAGAUGAUAAAAAAGAGCAACAUAAGACAUCAGACGUCACAGAAAUGUCGAGCAGUGAACAAAUCUCUGACAGCACCUGCAAGAAGACUAAAUCUGUUGAAAAAGUCCCAUACUACAAACUGUUCUCCUUUGCAGACCCCACAGAUUAUGCACUAAUGGUAGUUGGUGUAAUCACGGCUAUUGGAACUGGACUGAGCUUGCCUCUUAUGACUGUUUUAUUUGGAGAAUUAGCCAACUCUUUCGGACAGAAUGUGGACACUGGAAGAGUUGUUAAUGAAGUCUCCAAGGUAUCCGUUAAGUUUGUAUAUCUUGCCUUGGGGGCUGGGACUGCAGCAUUUUCCCAGGUGGCGUGCUGGAUGAUCACAGGUGAAAGGCAGGCUGUAAGGAUUAGAAACUUGUACCUGAGAGCUAUACUUAGGCAAGAUAUUGGAUAUUUUGACAAAGAGACGAACACUGGAGAAAUUGUCGAAAGGAUGUCUACUGACACGGUUAUAGUUCAAGAUGCUAUGGGCGAGAAGAUAGGAAAAUUUUUGCAGCUUUCAGCAUCGUUCCUUGGAGGUUUCGUGAUAGCUCUUAUCCAGGGAUGGCUUCUUACUCUGGUCUUGCUUUCUGCAAUCCCACUUCUCGUCAUCUCCGCUGCGUUCAUGACUGUCGUUAUGGCAAAGUUGACGUCACGGGGACACGCUGCUUACUCAGAAGCAGCCGUUGUGGUUGAACAAACAAUCAGCUCUAUCAGAACUGUAGCAUCAUUCACAGGGGAAAGGCAGGCCGUUGCUAAGUAUGAUAAGUCUCUGUAUAAAGCUUACAAAGCAGGUGUUCAUGAGGGAUUGGCUGCUGGGUUUGGUUCUGGUCUUUUCUUUUUGGUUCUUUUCUGCAGUUACGCCUUAGCGGUAUGGUUUGGUGCCAAAAUGAUUAUAACUAAAGGAUACACAGGAGGAGUUGUCCUGAACAUAGUAAUGGCUGUUCUUCAAGGAUCUUUUUCUUUAGGGCAGAUAUCUCCAUGUCUAAGUGCAUUUGCAGCUGGUCAGGUUGCUGCUUUUAAGCUCUUUCAGACAAUAUACAGAAAACCAGAUAUAGAUCCUUACAACACAGAUGGACGCGUCCUGAACAACAUCAAUGGGGAUGUAGAACUAAGAGACGUGCACUUUAGCUACCCGUCUAGACCAGACGAGCGAAUAUUUAAUGGAUUUUCUCUCAAGGUACCUAGUGGAACUACAUUAGCUUUGGUGGGAGAAAGCGGAAGUGGAAAGUCGACUGUUGUCAACCUUGUCGAGAGGUUUUAUGAUCCGCAAGCAGGUGAAGUUCUGAUUGAUGGUAUAAACAUCAAAGAGUUUCAGCUCAGGUGGAUUAGAGGAAAAAUAGGCCUAGUGAGCCAAGAGCCCGUUUUGUUUGCUUCAAGCAUCAAAGACAACAUUGCUUAUGGUAAAGAUGGUGCUUCCCUUGAAGAAAUUAAAGAAGCUGCAGAAUAUGCCAAUGCUGCAAAAUUCAUAGAUAAGCUGCCUCAGGGACUAGACACAAUGGUAGGCGUAAAUGGAAUUCAGCUGUCCGGGGGGCAAAAGCAGAGGAUAGCUAUAGCUAGAGCAAUUCUAAAGGAUCCGAAGAUUCUACUUCUCGAUGAGGCUACAAGUGCUCUUGAUGCAGAAUCGGAGAGAAUCGUGCAGGAGGCACUGGACAGGGUCAUGAUAGACAGAACAACCAUCAUUGUAGCUCAUCGGCUCAGCACAGUGAAGAAUGCCGAUGCUAUUGCAGUCAUUCAUCAAGGGAAGAUUGUGGAGAAAGGUUCACAUUGCGAACUAAUACUAAAUCCUGAAGGAGCAUACAGUCAGCUCAUAAGGUUGCAAGAGUUCAACAAAGAUGCAGCACAAGAUUUUGGUAUUGAUUUAGGUGGAGCAGAGAUCAAUGCAGAUUCUGGCAGGCAGUGGAGCCAGAGAAUCUCAUUCUUACGGUCCAUAAGCCGGGGGUCAUCUGAAGCAGGAAACAGUAGUCAUCAUUCAUUCUCAAUGCCGUCUGGUGUCCCUGCCCCAGUCAACCCGCUCGAGGCAGCAGAUGGAGAACCACAAACUGGAGUAUCAUCGAGAUCCAAGGAUGAGAUUAAAGGGUCAUUGUACCGCUUGGCUUACCUAAAUAAACCAGAGAUUCCAGAGUUAAUACUUGGUUCUUUGGCUGCAGUGGUCAAUGGUGCAAUAUUACCCCUUUUUGGUCUCCUAUAUUCCAGUGUAAUCAAAACGUUUUACGAGCCAGCUGAUGAGCUUCGCAAGGAUUCCAGAUUCUGGGCUUGUAUGUUUGUCGUUCUUGGCAUGGCAUCUCUUUUGGCAACUCCAAUGAGGACAUACUUCUUUUCUGUGGCAGGAUGUAAGCUGAUUAGACGGAUACGGUUGAUGUGCUUUGAUAAAGUGGUUCACAUGGAAAUAAGUUGGUUCGACAGAAUUGAGAACUCGAGCAGCUCAGUUGGUUCUCGACUUUCUGCAGAUGUGAAGUCCCUCAGAAAUCUAGUCGGAGAAUCACUUGCUUUGCUAGUUCAAAAUAUUGCCACAGCAGUUGCAGGCCUGAUCAUUGGUUUUGGAGCAAGCUGGGAGUUGUCCCUUAUUGUACUUGCCAUGCUACCUCUCAUUGGACUAAAUGGAUAUCUUCACAUGAAAUUCAUAACUGGUUUUAGUGCAGACUCAAAGAAACUUUAUGAAGAUGCAACUCAAGUUGCCAGUGAUGCCGUUGGCAGCAUUAGAACAGUUGCUUCUUUUUCUGCAGAAGAGAAGGUGAUGGAACUGCACCAAGAAAAAUGUGAAGGGCCAGUGAGAAUAGGAAUUAGACAUGGAUUACUCAGUGGAGCAGGAUUUGGAAUGUCCCUUUUCUUUCUAUAUUCCGUUUAUGCAGUUAGCUACUAUGCUGGGGCUCGUCUCAUUGAAGCAGGAAAGAUUACAUUUGGUGAAGUUUUUCGAGUUUUCCUAGGCCUCAGCAUGACAGCCAUCGGGAUAUCCCAGUCGGGAGCACUUGCACCAGACUCCGGCAAAGCCAAGGUCGGUGCUGCUUCUAUUUUCACACUUCUUGACCAGAAACCAGCGAUAGAUUCAGCUGAUGACUCAGGAACGACACUGGAAAACGUAAAGGGAGAUAUCGAGUUCCAGCAUGUCAGUUUCAGGUAUCCCAGUCGGCCUGAUGUUCAGAUUUUUAAAGAUUUGUGCUUGGCAAUUCAUUCGGGCAAGACAGUUGCAAUUGUUGGAGAAAGUGGGAGUGGAAAGUCCACAAUAAUUUCCUUGUUGCAACGGUUUUAUGAUCCGGAUUCAGGCCGGAUCACACUAGACGGUUUUGAGAUCCAGAAGCUGAAGUUGAAGUGGUUAAGGCAGCAGAUGGGACUGGUAAGCCAGGAGCCAGUACUGUUCAACGAUACAAUUCGUGCCAACAUUGCAUAUGGGAAGGAAGGGAAUGCCACAGAAGCAGAAAUCUUAGCUGCCGCAGAGUUGGCUAAUGCAAACAAAUUCAUCAGUAGUUUGCACAAGGGGUAUGACACGGUCGUUGGUGAAAGGGGGAUCCAGUUAUCCGGUGGGCAGAAGCAACGGGUUGCAAUCGCACGAGCCAUAGUGAAGGGUCCGCGGAUUUUGCUGCUUGACGAAGCCACCAGCGCCCUUGAUGCCGAGUCUGAGAAGGUGGUUCAAGAUGCGUUAGACCGAGCCGUGGUGGACAGGACCACCAUAGUGGUGGCUCAUAGGCUAUCCACAAUCAAGAACGCAGACUUGAUUGCUGUCAUUAAAAAUGGAGCCACUGCAGAGAAAGGAAAGCAUGAAACUUUGAUGAACAAGAAAGACGGCAUCUACGCCUCUUUAGUUGCACUUCAUGGUGCUCAUUCCUCUUCUUCUUAGGCCAUUAUUAGAGCUGUCUCCUUUUUCACUUACAUCUCCUUCUAAUGUAUCUCUUGCACAAAUUUCAGACACAUUUUCUUGGUGGGGUGGGUAUACAUCGACCCCCAUGUGAUAUUGACAUGUUUAAAAAAUUCUCUAAAAAAUAAA
Molecule: messenger RNA, 4281 nt
Organism: Sesamum indicum (sesame)
Lineage: Eukaryota; Viridiplantae; Streptophyta; Magnoliopsida; Lamiales; Pedaliaceae
Source: RefSeq, a predicted model, not a curated record